Molecule: messenger RNA, 2658 nt
Organism: Porites evermanni
Lineage: Eukaryota; Metazoa; Cnidaria; Anthozoa; Scleractinia; Poritidae
Source: the annotation of a GenBank genome assembly
AUGCCAGUUGGUGUUCAUUACCAUCCGAAAUCCGUAUCUGGUGUAAAGAUGUUGUCGCAGAUGCUUGGGGUAGCAAAAACUGUACAAGUCUGUGAACGCUGUCUGACGAAGCAGUCUCUGCAGAACCACAUCGUUAAACAUGAAAAUGCGCACUGUAACAGUAAAUGUGACACCUGUCUCCAACUGAAAGCCAUCUGCCAAGAUUGCCAAAGAAAAGGUCACGUCUCCUACUUACCAGCAUUGAGAUGCUGUGAAUCCUGCCUAAAGGAGUCUAUUCAAUGUAGAAAAGUCGCAGUUCUGGCUGUUGUUACAGACUGCGAGAAAUGUAAUAAGCAGGCUCUUUUAGAAAUCCAGAAGAUGUCAGAAAACCACAACAUGCCGCCUGAGCUUCUGCUCCUGACCCCUCUCCCUGAUGUUGUUCACAUCGGUAAGAGUCUCAAAUGCAGCUGGGCUAACUGGUUCAUAGAUCUGAAUGGACAAAUGUCUAAUCUCGUAUUAAUCCGCACGUUGAGAGACUCAACAGAUUGUGAUGUCCGCAAACCUUUGAGAAAAUUGCUGACCUUAGAAUGCGUCAGAAAUAAAGAUAGGAUGGCAGUCGAGCCAAUAGUGAGACUAACCAGACCUGAGGUGGUAGAAGUAUUAAGAAAGGUGGCACUUGUGGUACACACGCUUGUUCCGGAGAAGUAUAGAUUUUGGACCUCAAAUCAACAAGGUGUUUGUCGUCAUCCUGUUGCUAUCUCUCCUGGACCUCUUGGUAGUGUUUUGGCACUUGAUUACGAUUUUGAUUCCUGUUGCUCUCGAUUACUCAAGAUAAGACUUCACCAACCAGCCGAUGUAACAGAACUUCAAAAUGGGCUGAAAGAUGCGAGAGAUCUAUGCUUCAGUAGAGGUGUAGCCUUUAUGGCAGAGCGUGGUAACGCGUGCGUAAGAUUUAAAGACAUUGAAGGGAACGUUAGACUUGACCCCAACUCUCUACGUUCACGUGCUGAUCUGGAGAGAAUACUGAGUAACUACAACCUCUCCCUGGAUGGAACCGUUCCAACUUUACGCAAGCGCCUUUCUCAGCACUUAGACCAGCUAGAAGCCAAGGUGAAGAAAUGUGUUUUGCAAACUGAUGUGAUGCUUUCAAAGCCUGCAGCUUUGUGUAUGGUUAGUGAUGACAUACUAUUGUGCGCCGAUGAUGGUCACCGAGCUAUCUAUCAGAUUCAGCUAGAAAGAGAUGGAGUCACUAUAAAAGGCAAAUCGAGGAAACUCGUAAGAUAUCCAGAGGGUGCUUAUCGCCUGGAAUCCAUGACAGUCUCUAAUGCUCCAGAUGUUUACUUCACAGUGGCAAAAAGUGGCCAAUGUAACGGUGGCCUGUAUUGUUUUAGCAUGGAAACCGGCGAGGUCAUGACUAUUCUUGAGAAUAUGACUAACAGUUCCAAGAAGAUCAAGAAAGUAGCAAAAUUUAAUGACAUACUAGUCUUCACAGACAUUGAGGCUCGUCAAGUCAAGCGUUACAAUCCGUUGACCAAAAAAGUUGAUACUCUUGUCGGAGAUGGACGUGAAGGAGAACAGGACGGAACUGAAAAAAGUUGCAGCUUUGUCCAAGUGCAUGGAAUAUGUAGUGUUGCAGAUACGCUUUUCACAACGGAUGCGGCAGCAGGGAAAAUCAAGCUGAUUACUGGUUUGUCAGGGACAACGAACUUUCUAAGUCACCUGGGCAUUUUAUAUGACAGCUUUGGCAUAGUUUGUAAAGGUAGUACUUCUCAGACAAUUACGCCAGAGGAGGUCAGUCAGAAUGUUGAGAAGGUGAACGAUUACAUCAAAUCUACGGUAAGAAAUGUAAAAGAAACAAAUCACCUCAAAGAAGGUUCAGCAACGAAUGGUCCUCAAGGAACUGUGUCUAAAAAGACGCAAGAUUCUGUCGAGCUCCUGUUGAAUGGUGUAAACAACCUCAUAAGAAAUAUCACAAAUGUCAGCCCAGAGUACAAAGAUAGCAUUGACUGGCAAACUUUACUUACAACUCAAGUAGAGAACCUACAUGCGGUAUCGCAUUUUAAACAUGAGACAUUUAGCGCCCUUCAAUAUGCGAUAGACUUUGGUACGAUAUCGAAGGAAUCUUUAAAGCGAAUAACUGAAUGGGGGGCUAAAUACUAUACUCAUCCAUCUUCCUACUACACAGUGCCCCAAACGGGAAUGUCAUUCAAGGAAGUGCAGUUUAUGACUCCACUUCCUUGUGAGGGGCUAUCGAAAAAGGAUGAAGAAAUAAUGAAGGAAUGGUUGGAGAAUUACCGUCCGGUGAGGCAAAGAACCGUGAGGAGUAAAACGACGAAAGACAAGGCAGGAGCCUUGCCCCCGGCAGCGUACGCCAAGCCAAAGCCGGAUAUUACUGCAAAGGUACGAUUUCCAGAUGACCAACACGACAGAACCCUCCCUGCCUCCUCUGAGAUCAACCCUUUAGUCUCCGAUGUGUCAUUAAGUUUCAUAAGCGAUUCCAACAUUCCGCAAGUGAAGCUCGCGUCUGCUGCUGAUUUCAACCAGGUGGAGGAGUACGAAAGCGAUUCUGAAAUCAGCGAGGUUGAUACGGAUAGUGACUCAGAGGAUCUUAUCAUUAGUAAGCCAGUAGUAACAAGGUCCGGAAGGCAAGUCAAGGUGUGGACACGGUUUGAUGUCUAG